AUGGCUCAGCUGUCUGCCAGCUGGUCACCAGAAGGGUGGGAUCCCCCCGUGGGGGCUCGGCCCCACACAGUCCCUGCAUGGUGCUGCCCAGGCCGGCUGGCACGGUGAGCGUGAGGCGGCCCUCCUGCACCCACAGCUCCAGGCCAAAGUCUGUAGUGAGCAUCCAGAUCUCCCAAGGGCAGUUUGUGGCUGCCUUCGCAGACAGGGCAGGAGCCACGUGUGGGUCUCCCGAUGACUCAGGGCUCCUCGAAGGCUCUGUUCCAUCAGCCUCCCCACAAUCCUCCCAACAGACCCGUGUGUGUGACAGCUGCUGGUUGUCUCAGAUUGCAAAGCUCACUUUAAGUUGCUGUCCCCCAAGCUGGACUCACCAGCACGUGACCCGCUGUCCCAUUGGGGACCACGAUCUCCUGGCCAUGGGCCAGCAGCCACAGCUGGAACCUCGGCCGCUGACUCGUCCCCCUGCUCUCCACCUUGACUUGGAAGCCAGUCCCAUUGCCGGAGCCCUGGGCCAGGACGUAUGUACAGGGCUGGAGGCGCAGCAGACGCCCGGAGAAUGUCCGCAGGUGCCCACUGGGCCCCAGAUGGCAGGAGGGCCCCAGGCGGGCCUGGCAGUAGUAGAAGGGGUAGGAGGCACGGCACUGCCCUUCUGCCUGGCAUGGCCCCGGCUGGCACUGAACUUUCUGGUCAGCCUGGCACUGGCACUGGUGUUCACAAGUACUGGUAUUCCAGAAGGUGGCACCAAUGGGCAAGAAUUGGGCUGAAGAAAGGCAGCAGCCCACAGGCCCGGAAUCCCCACGUUGCUGGUGGAGGAUAUAUGGAUGAUGGCGGAUGUCCGAGAGCCGGGGAGGCUGAAAUAAUCCUGAGCCGUG
Molecule: messenger RNA, 869 nt
Organism: Antechinus flavipes (yellow-footed antechinus)
Lineage: Eukaryota; Metazoa; Chordata; Mammalia; Dasyuromorphia; Dasyuridae
Exons: 4
Coding region: 78-761 (227 amino acids)
Source: RefSeq, a predicted model, not a curated record